Molecule: messenger RNA, 1132 nt
Organism: Mytilus trossulus (common blue mussel)
Lineage: Eukaryota; Metazoa; Mollusca; Bivalvia; Mytilida; Mytilidae
Exons: 3
Coding region: 62-1132 (356 amino acids)
Source: RefSeq, a predicted model, not a curated record
AACAGGUGCUUUGAAAUGGUUUCAAAAAUUGAUUUAACAUUUUGGUGUGGAUACGAAGUCGAUGAAAACGUUUGAAAUGAUUAAGAAUUUCGAAAAAUUUGGAAAUAUAAUAAUAAGUGAUAUUUUUGUGUUUUUCGUCGUUGCUUUUUGGUAUACUACUUGGAAUAUCCAAGAUAAAUACCUGUUUCCGAAUCACCACGGCCUGAGCAAUGGUAUAUCAUUGGCUAUUGGAAUCAUAGGCAUAUCGAUCAUCGCGAUAUCACAAUUUACCAUAAAGAAGAAACUUCGCAAUACAAACUGUGUAAUAUUUUUUCUUAUUUCUCGGUGCAUCGCAUUUUUCUGGGCAGUGUGUGGUGUAUGCCACUGGAGAGGACUGUGGAAUUUUUUAGACAGAUACACAGUGGCUCUGUCACCGAAGGUCCUUCUUGUUAUAGGGCUUGUUGUGUUGUGUUUUCUCCGUAGCGUAAGGAAUAUUCUAGCACCGCCAUUUGUUCUUGGUUUUGAUGGAUGCAGAGAACAGUUCUUCAACCAGUCUAUGAUUUUCGGUCAAAUUGUAAGGAAUAAAAUACCUUUUGAAUUGGAUGUCUUCCUGUGCACGUCUAUACUUGGAAGUUUGGUAGUUGUGUUUUGGCGCGAUGCUUGGCAGACUAUGGACAAUCAUCUAUUUCCAGACGACAAAAAGAGAACAUUCAUAUGGUCUAUUAUAAUAUUUUUUAGUGUUCAAAUCUCAGCAGAAAUACUACAGUUUUGUUUUCGCAGAACGUCUUCGCACAUAGAAAAAUUUCCAUACAUAAUGAAAUUAAUAAUCCAUGAUGCUUACUUUAUUUUUCUUGGUGUUGGUAACGUUUCCUGCUGGAGAUUUCUAUGGACAAUAAUAGAGAAGAUAACAGCCAUGAUAGGACCUGGUAUAGGAUUAGGAUCAGUAUGUUUCACAAGUUUCGUAUUUCUCGUAUCUGUGUUUUCCUCUACGAGCAUUGUUUCAAAGGGUUUCAUAUUGGACGGAUCUGUUGAACAAUGGUAUCGACUUCCUUCAGAGUAUAUUGGUAGUUUCAGGGCAUGCUUACAAGACAAGGAAAAGAAACCAGGGAAGAAAGAUUUUGAACCUAGUUUAGAAACGAUAACCCAUCUAUAA